GAGGAAGCUGAUGUGUUAUUCCUUCUCUGCAUCGAAGGAUCAGGAAGUUUGUGCUCUCUGCGUGGCUGAGAAGUUUUUCACCUACUAGGACGCGGGUGGGGUGAGGGAAACAGGUGUCCUAAAAUAGAGCGCAAUCUUCAGCCUGCCUCCAGCCGUGAUCCAGGAGUAACAUCAGUUACAACGUUAAAGACUUUGUGCUAGUUGCUAUGGAGAAUAUACAAACCCAAGAAGACAAUAUCCCUGCCCUCAAGAAGUUAACAAUUGAGAGACAGCCAUACCAAAAGAAAGGCUAUAAAAAAUACUUUAAAGGAAAAACAGGUAAGAAUGACCACUUUAACUCACCGGGCCCGUCGCAUUGAAAUAAGCAAGAACUCUGAAAAGAAGGUGGAAAAUGAGGAAGGUAACAACCAAGAGAGGAGUCCUGACAGUGAAGACUCUGGAGACUCUAAGGAUAUCCGCCUCACCCUUAUGGAAGAAGUAUUGCUCCUGGGACUAAAAGAUAAAGAGGGUUACACAUCUUUCUGGAAUGACUGCAUAUCAUCUGGCCUACGAGGGGGCAUCCUGAUAGAACUGGCCAUGCGGGGUCGAAUCUUUCUGGAACCCCCCACCAUGCGUAAGAAGCGACUACUAGACAGAAAGGUACUGCUAAAAUCAGACAGCCCAACAGGUGAUGUUUUACUAGAUGAAACCCUCAAACACAUCAAAGCAACUGAACCCACAGAAACUGUCCAAACGUGGAUAGAGUUACUCACUGGUGAGACCUGGAACCCGUUCAAAUUACAGUACCAGCUGAGAAAUGUACGAGAGCGAACUGCAAAAAACUUAGUAGAGAAGGGUAUUCUAACCACUGAGAAGCAGAAUUUCCUGCUGUUUGACAUGACUACCCAUCCAGUGACCAAUACAACAGAGAAACAGCGACUAGUGAAAAAGCUUCAAGAUAGCGUACUAGAGCGGUGGGUAAAUGAUCCUCAGCGUAUGGACAAGCGAACACUAGCACUCCUGGUGCUAGCCCACUCCUCCGAUGUGCUAGAGAAUGUCUUCUCCUCUCUGACAGAUGACAGGUAUGAUGUGGCAAUGAAUCGAGCCAAGGACCUAGUAGAACUGGACCCCGAAGUGGAGGGGACAAAGCACAGUGCCACAGAGAUGAUCUGGGCUGUGCUAGCAGCCUUCAAUAAAUCCUAAAGCCGGAAGGUGGGUUUCUCCUUUUCUCCUGCUGGCUGGUGACUGUCAGAGACUCCAUCAUUGAUUUUUGUGUAAUGGGAUGUGUUUUCAUUUUUUUUUCCUUCUCUUAAAUCAGACUCAUGAUUUGAGGAGAGCAACUUCAGGGCUUCUCCAGAGACCUUGACCUUUAUAAGCAGACUUUAUUUCUCCCUAUACUUCUACUCCAUAGGUAGAAUAAACUGAGUGAACCCACACACACCCAAUAAACAUUUUCUUCCAUUUCUUGGUUUAGUUUCAUCCAGUCUGCUUUUGGAUAAACAGGACUAUCUAAGUGGCAUUUGGAGUUCUCUAGCCACACAAUAUGAAUGAGAUAAAGAGCAAACCAUUUAUUAUAUUUUUCUAAGUUUGUUUUCUAUCUUAAAUACAUGUUUUCACAGCCUUUGUCUCAAUGUUUUUCUCUCAGAUUUGGCUAAAUAAUGUAGCUUAUUGAAAUAACUUUCUUUGAAUAAGGGGCAAUGGAAACAAAACUAAUUUUUGAAGCAGAUGGUCUCUGGGAUUGUAUGUUCUGCUAGUGAUUUUCUCAUCUUUCUUUUUCUAACCUAAUGAGAAUGUACCAAAUUUGAUUACCUGGAUCUCAGUCCUAGAGCCAGAAAUAUAUUCUUUACCCCCUCUUAGAAUUACCAUGCUCCUUGAUUCAUUAGGAUAAAAGUCUAAAUUUAAAAAAAAAAAAAAUUCUCUCAAUUACCUCCUUCAUGCCAUCAGCAUUAGAAUUUGUAAGGGAGGGAGGUGGCAUGAGAAUUUCCAUCCUUUAGCAUAUGACUUUCCUGUUUUCUCCAGACUACUUUCAGUGUCUCUGCACUGAUUGAAUUGAGGGUACUGUUAAGGUUCAAUUGCCAAAUAGCAGCACCCUGAGUCAAGACAGUGUAAAUGAACUCCAGAUAUUGUUCCUUAUUUUUUUUUUUUUUUUGGCUUCCUACCUAAAUUGAUAAAUUCUGUCUAUGUUUAACGGUUUGGAGAGUUGUUUUGUUUAUAUUUAGUCCAUAAAUACCCUCUUACUCAUCAGUCUUGUUUCAACACAACUAUCUUUCUGGCCAAAUCUUUAAAUGUUCUUCACCCACAGUGAGGGCAAAGAGAAGCUUUAUUAAGAAAGAUCCCCAUACCGGCCAGCCACCCAGAAUAAUAAAUAAAUGAAUAUCCUGUUUAGAGGGGCAAUUUAUUGUCAAAAGUAUACUGAUUAUUAAGUCCAGUAUUUGGGGAUGUAAAGAGGACAGGCACUGAGUUGUGCUAAUGUCAAGCAUUUAUUAACUGGAUCCUGACUCUUGAGCAUUACAAAGAAACAGGUUGUCGAAGGGUUAAUACAGUUGACCCAGACCCAACAUCAGAUCCUCCUGAUCAGAAGUAAUUUACUGAAUGAUUGUAACUUCAUCUCCUCCCCCAACCAUACCUACCCCCACAAAAAUUCCCCAACUCAACAGUUUUUUUGUUUUUCUCUUCAGGUAUCUCUUGGUGGAUAGAGAUACAAACUGUAAAGUGAAACAAAUUCUAACUUUGAGGCCGAGUAGAGCUUCGGUCUGGCUCUCUAAAAGUACAAAAGCCAGUCUAUGUGUUGUCUCUACCUGACUUAGCUUUUCUUUCAGUUUGAACAAUUUGGCAUGAAUUGAAACCAGGUUUUCCUGUGGAAAGUUUCAGCUUGAUUAGGAGAUGGAAUUUGAGUUGAAUUCUUUCUUACAACUCUUAGUGUUUAUUUUUAUAUUGUAUCUCAACAAGAUGAGGAUGUCUUCAGUUUGAAUCUGCAAAAUAUUCACUGCCAACCACCUUCUCAUUUAAUGCAUAUGUCCUUCACAUUUCUGUAUAAUAAAAAUCAAUUAUUGGCUCUCUGCCCUCUCUGUACAUAGUUUUAUAACUUCGUUUGUUUUCAUUGGAAAUAAAAACUUUUCACACAAGGCUA
Galeopterus variegatus (Sunda flying lemur) is the source of this 3109-nucleotide messenger RNA. RefSeq names its product golgi phosphoprotein 3-like (gene GOLPH3L). The transcript has 6 exons. Gene Ontology annotation, molecular function: phosphatidylinositol-4-phosphate binding. Gene Ontology annotation, cellular component: trans-Golgi network; cytosol; Golgi cisterna. The coding region runs from base 325 to 1182 and encodes 285 amino acids. NCBI's taxonomy places the organism in Eukaryota, Metazoa, Chordata, Mammalia, Dermoptera, Cynocephalidae. The record is from RefSeq and is a predicted model, not a curated record. Gene Ontology annotation, biological process: retrograde vesicle-mediated transport, Golgi to endoplasmic reticulum; Golgi organization; Golgi vesicle budding.